Messenger RNA from Xyrichtys novacula (pearly razorfish), 3182 nucleotides. Lineage: Eukaryota; Metazoa; Chordata; Actinopteri; Labriformes; Labridae. The record is from the annotation of a GenBank genome assembly.
AUGGGGAAUAAACAGACCAUCUUUACAGCACAGCAGCUAGAUGCUUAUCAGGUAGGUGGCACUCCUCUUUCUUUUUAAACAAUGCUUCUCUUGUUAAUAUUAGCUAUCAACAUAAGAAAACGAAACACAGUUUGUGAGACUGUUUUAUGAACAAACAGAGGAUCAGCGAGAUGUGGGUGUGUGUUGAACUAAGUCAGAGCCUUUCCUGACCAUAUUGUAAAUCCAUUUUAUUUAGAUUUUAAUGUUACAUAAGUAUUUUAUUACUAUAACAUAUGAUGCAAAGCACAAAGAAGAAAAACAUAAAAAUAAAAUGCUACUAUAAACCACUCUGCAUGAUAAGUUUACCAGUAUUAUAUUAUUUACAAUGAUUUACCCUGACGUUAUCUGUUUUUGUAGGAUUGUACGUAUUUUACAAGAAAAGAAAUUCUCAGGUGAGCCAAAUAUUUGGUGUUAUAGCUCAUGAGACGUUGCCAGUAUCAUAUGCACGUUGGUCUAUUUUGCAAUGUACUACACUGUAACUUUAAACUACAGUAGCUGUGGACCAGCUCUACUGUGGGCUAGGCUACAGGAGAUCACAUGGUUUUUCAAAUCUUGUGUUUACAUCUUUUUUUACUGCUGUAACUUAUCUGACUGUUACUGUUUCAACUGGUGACCACAAUUCUGGAGAAAAAUAGAGAUAACAUCUGAAAUAUCAUGCACAACAGAAUAAAUUUAAAAUAAAAAUACUCUGUGAUAUAAUACUGAAAGUUAAUAUUUCAAACCUUUCUCAGGCUGUUCUAUCGCUAUCGAGAUUUGGCACCGCAGCUCGUUCCCCUUGACUACACCAGCCACCCAGAUGUGAAGCUACCGUAUGAGCUGAUUGGCAGCAUGCCCGAGUUGAAGGUAGACCCACUGGUCCACACACACCCUGCAGACCCGCUCUCUCCCUGUGUUCCCAAUCCAUAAUUAAUGGCCAACUAAUCGACAGAAUUCUUUGAAAGGUUAUACGUUACCCGACUCCUUUAAACUUGGAGAAUGCUGGUGAGUCCCUCAGGGCACUCUAGUUGGAAAUGGGUCAAUUAAAUGCCUCUUUACACAAUGACUGUAAGGUAAACAGGAGUGCCAACACACAGGUCACUGACCUGACCUCAGAGAGGGAGAGUUAAACCAAGGAGAUCACACUUUACCUCAUCCUUAAUCCUUUCCCAGAUGGUGGUGGUGAUGUUGUUGACAGUAGCUUUGACAAAACAGGCAAAUGAUGAAAGUAAAGAAAAAAAGACAAUUAUUGAGCUCAGAAAAGUCAUCAGACACAACAAGCAAGCUGCAACGACUGACCACGCUGAAUUAUUCACUGUUAUAACUAGCAGCUGACCGGUGUCCCUAAAUUGCAGGACAACCCGUUUCGUCAGAGGAUCGCUGAGGUUUUCUCUGAAGAUGGAGAGGGAAACAUGACACUGGACGACUUCUUGGACAUGUUCUCGGUCCUGAGUGAAAUGGCGCCGCGUGAUCUCAAGGCUUACUACGCCUUCAAAAUCUACGGUAAAAUACCCUAAGUACAAAUGAUAGCUGUCUUUUACAUUCAAAAGCUUUCUUGCUUUAUCCAAAAAAGAAAAAUAAUUCAGUGGUUGCUGAAAAGUGACCACUUCAUUUGCUUCAAACUGAACUAAAGCUUGAACUCUUGAUAUCAAGAUAAGCAUUUAGCAUGAAUAUUACACCUUAAAAGUAAAUAUUUGAUGUUAAAUAUGAUAUAAGCUCCCUGCACAUGGAAAUACACUUCCUUUUGUAUACCAAUCUGUGAAAUCACUAGUUCUACGUCUGUUACAGCUGUGUUUACCAUGCUAUUCAACAGGCACGGUCAACUGAUGGUCAUUUACAAGUAAAUAUUGCAAAAUCUGCAAUAGUCUUAACAUAUCAUAAUACUUACAUGUUUAAAGACUCUUUUGGGGCUGUUAAAAGAAAUAAUAGAGCUAAAAUGUAAAUGAGCAUCAACAGGUACCCCAAAAUCCCCCAAACUUUGAUUCAAAGUCGUAUUUUCAUCUACAGGUUUAAUUAGCUGUGUAUAAACUGGAAAAAUGUCAGAUUUUAUCAUGGUUUAAGUCAAGGAAGCAUGGAGAAGGGCACAGGAGCAUUAACCAUGAUGGAUGGUGCAUGGACUGUCAUUAAUGAUUAAUCAGCCCAUUAUAGAGGCAAAGAGCUUUUCAAAGCCCACUAUGUGCCGGGCACUAAGGUCCCCCCUAAUUAACACACGCUAACAGAUGAAGAAGUUACGUACACAUCAACAUGGUCAUGGUUCAAAGGAACUUCUCAUUCAUCAUUUAGACCUAUAGAGAAGAUAUACAACCCAAUGUCUGGCCCCUUGUGUUGGGGGGCUGUAAUCCUUCGCUCGAAGGAACACGGAGCAUGUUAAGGGGACUUACAGGUCAGGUCCACUCUGACUGCCUGUAACCAGGCUGUGACAAAUGAAGCAGGGGCAGCUAUUACCUGUUGGGUCAAGUAAAGACUACAAAAGCUGCUUUUAUUGGUAAAUACAGCUGUAAAGGUUUCAAUGACAGAGAGAAACUAAUGAGGAUUAAAUGCUCGAAGUUGUGCAACAAUGAGAGUUAAAACAUUCAAACUUCACCACUAAAUAUGAAGCUUCAAAUAAGGUAAAUAAGUUAUUAUUGCAGCAACCUGUUGCUUCUUUCCCCCCAACCACAUUAUUCAAAAUCCUUAGAUCAUAGGCAUUAAGUUGAACUUUGUUAAGGGUGAAAAAACCCCAGCAAUUUUAUGCAUUUUUGCCUGGACACAUUUCAAAACAUUUGCCUCAUCAGUCGUUUAAUUAAUCUAAUUUUACCAUUAAUAUCUCUCAUAUUUUCUGCAAGAUUUCAACAAUGAUGACUUCAUCUGUAAGUCUGACCUGGAGAAAACGCUGAACAAACUGACGCGUAAUGAGCUGACGGAGGACGAGGUGAGGAUGGUGUGUGAGAAAGUGAUUGAUGAGGCUGACCUGGACAACGACGGACGUCUGUCUCUUGAGGACUUCCAGCACAUGAUAGUUCGGGCGCCAGACUUUCUCAGGUGGGUCAGCAGGCGGUGAUCUAAAACCUGAGCUAUAAACAACAAAUGGGGAUAACAUUUUUGGUUGUAGAUGGAUGAUUGUUUUAACUGUUUGCUUUUCUCUUGAUCUAUUCUUUUUUUGCAGCACCUUCCACAUACGGAUAUGA